CUUUGUUUCUUUCAUCCUUUUGUCCAGGAUUUGGAAUGCUUUGACUGAUAAUUAUGGUAAUGUAAUGCCUGUUGAUUGGAAGUCCUCCCACACCAGAGCUUUGCACAUGCCAACACUGAAUCUUUCAGAAAAAGGAUUAAAUGAAAAUUUGAACCUUGACCUAUCGGAUGAUGAAGAACUUAGAGAACAGCUGGAUAUGCAUUCUAUCAUAGUUUCUUGCAUCAGUGAUGAACCAUUGUUUACAGCAGAGCAGGUGAUUGAAGAAAUAGAGGAAAUGAUGCAGGAAUCACCUGACCCAGAAGACGACGAAGCACCCACGCAGUCAGACCGGCUUUCCAUGCUUUCCCAGGAAAUACAAACACUCAAGAGGUCCAGUACAAACAACAGUUAUGAAGAGAGAGUACAAAAGCUAUCUGUUGCUGAACUAAAUGAUCUACUAGAAGAAAUUGAGACUGCCAUUAAAGAUUAUUCUGAGGAGUUGGUACAGCAGUUGGCUCUACGGGAUGAGCUGGAGUUUGAGAAGGAAGUGAAAAACAGCUUCAUUUCUGUCCUCAUUGAAGUACAAAACAAACAGAGAGAACACAAAGAAACAAUGAAGAAGAAGAAAAAGCUGAAAAACGGUAGUCCUCAGAAUGGCAAACAAGAAAGAGGUCAUAUGCCUGGAACACGCUUCAGCAUGGAAGGGAUCUCAAAUGUCAUUCAGAAUGGCUUCCGCCACACAUUUGGAAACUCUGGUGGAGAGAAACAGUACUUAACAACAGUCAUUCCUUAUGAGAAGAAAAGUGGACCCCCCUGUGUUGAAGAUCUUCAAACAUUAACUAAAAUCCUUCAUGCUAUGAAAGAGGACAGUGAGAAAGUGCCAAGCUUAUUAACAGACUACAUUUUAAAGGUUCUGUGUCCAACAUGAGAAGUGUUGCUUUACUUCAGAUGUAACCAUGCUCCUUCCUGUGACACGAAGCUUUCCAGAGAGAAUUCAUAAUAUUUUCUUUUCAUUUGACGCUAUAUCCAAACCUAUAUGUAUUUACUUUCCAUGUCUGCUUGGAUUUUUGGAUCAUACAGUAGGUCCUUUGGGUAUGAUGAUAGAACUUAUGCACUUUUCAUUUGAUAAUGCAGUGUACUUGAGCAUAGAACAAACUAUUUUCCUCACAAGCUUUGGUUUGGCUUUUAAAAUCUAGUUUGUAGCAUGUAGUAAUCCCUCCCAUAUAUUUCAUUGUUGGGGAAGGAAAACUUAACUUUAAAUACUGUAAAUAAAAUAAGCCUAUAAUUUUAACUAACCUGCAGUUAAAAAAAACAACAAAAUCUCUGUUCUUGCAUCAGACAUGCAAAAGGGAUUAUUGCCAAGUCUGCAAAGAAGAAUUCCAUAGAAGUUCUUCAGUAGACACUCCAAAACAGUGAGAGUAUAAACUGUGAGAAUAUAAACUGGCAUUGAACUCUUUAAAAAAAAGCAGUAGCUUAGAAUAAAACAAUAAUCAUACAUUAAACAAAUGUUCUGAAGCUUUUCAGGAGGAAGAAAGAGACUAUUUGUUCCCUUUACCUGCUACCUAAUUUAUAUAAACAUCUACAAAUUAGAUCACUGACCACUCUUAUUUUUGCUGUUGGUUCAAUUUUUAAUAAUGGCCAUUGAGACCUGAUAUGUUCCAUCAUUACUGCUAUCAUUUUAAUACUCAUAUUAAAUAUUUGGUCCUAGGAUAAUGCUUUAUAGGCUGCACUAUGUACACUCAGUGCCCUUUAAGUCAUUAUGUAAUGUUUGAGAAAUGGUCAGCCUAGAUUCCAAGUAUAUUAUGUUGAAACUUUGGUUAUCAUGUAUUUAUAAGGCAUCAUAUAAAUCUGUCUCUUGUAACUCCCUGUCUAUGGUGAUGAUGAUACCUGUACUUCGAUGUCAUUGAUGGGAACAUAUUUUAUAAAUCACAUUAAAUAUCUGUCACAAAUAACUUUGCCAGUCUUACAGUGUAAGUCCAAUGGUGUGUAAAAGCCAAUUGAAAGAAAUAAAGUGACUGUUUUUA
Molecule: messenger RNA, 2003 nt
Organism: Pelodiscus sinensis (Chinese soft-shelled turtle)
Lineage: Eukaryota; Metazoa; Chordata; Testudines; Trionychidae
Source: RefSeq, a predicted model, not a curated record